Molecule: messenger RNA, 5527 nt
Organism: Anguilla rostrata (American eel)
Lineage: Eukaryota; Metazoa; Chordata; Actinopteri; Anguilliformes; Anguillidae
Gene: carmil2
Product: capping protein regulator and myosin 1 linker 2
Exons: 40
Coding region: 118-5358 (1746 amino acids)
Biological process (GO): regulation of Arp2/3 complex-mediated actin nucleation; cell migration
Cellular component (GO): plasma membrane; lamellipodium
Molecular function (GO): protein binding
Source: RefSeq, a predicted model, not a curated record
GUGGUUUCAUUUUCCCCUCGGGUGCAGGAUGUGUGUCUGCGCUCCACCUGCGUCAGCCUGCCUGCGCCGCGCUGCCCCGACGCCCGCUCCUGCACACAGGUUCCCCGCGCCGCCGCCAUGGUCUCCGAGAGCCCGGAGGUCUCCUUCGGCCUUCAAGAUGCCAUCGCCCAGCUGCUGAAGCCCCACAAGGUUUGGUUCAUGGUGCAGGUCCAGCUCAACCAGUCCAAGACCCGGGCGGAGAGCAGGGUUCUGGUCAUGACUAUGUGGAGAGCCUAUAUGUUCCAUUGCAAGCAGCCAGUCAAGGUGGAAAGCUCUUUCAGUUACUUGGAGAUAUAUGCCAUCAUCAUCGGGAAUCUUGAGCAGGUGGUGAUUGAGACGGAUAGACAGACGUACUGUCUCAGCCUGAUGUCGGUGGAGGACCUUGAGGCUGUAAUCAGUCAUGUGACUGCUUCACUCAAGAAGAUCUUUCCUGAUUCGUCCCCAGGGAAGCUCCUGAAGAAGAUCCCGCCCGACCUGCAGGACCGUCUGCGCAGCCUGACGUCCAGCGUGGAGGAGAGUCUCAAUGGCACACAGGGACCAUGCGGAGGUUUCUCAGAGACGUACGCUGCCCUGUGCGACUUUAAUGACUUCCCCUGCAGAGAGGAGAUCAAGUGGGAUGUGGACAAUAUUUACCACAUUCAAAGCUGCCAGGAAUUCAAUCUCUUGGAUUUCAACCACCUGGACACUAGAGAUAUUUCCUUGGCUGUUGCUGCUCUGUCAUUCAACCACUGGUUCACUAAAAUCAGCGGCAAGGAUUUCCGGCUGAGUCCAGAGGUGCAGGAGCAGGUCCUCUACAUGAUAAACAGAUCCCCGAAACUGGAGGACGUGUGCCUGGAGAACAGUGGGCUCAAACCGGAUUUUGCAGUGAAGAUGGCCUGUGCCAUCCGCGACCACCCCAGUUCUGCACUGCACAUCAUCAAUCUGUCAGCCAAUCCGAUUGAAGACAAAGGUGUGAUUGCUCUCAGCCAUCAGCUUGAGAAGCUACCCAAAGGCCUUACUCAGCUGUGUCUCUCCAGAGUAUCCCUCUCCCCCAAAGGUGUGGGCACACUGGCCCAGGCCUUUUCACACAGCAAGCUGUUCUCCAGCUCGCUGCGCCACCUUGACCUCUCAGGCAACGUGGGGAGCCUGGCCACAGGAGAGGCAACGAACCUGCUUAACUUCCUGUCCAGUGAAAAUGCUGUGUCUCACCUGAACCUGAGUGGAACAGACUGUCCUUUGGAUGCUCUGUUCGUGUCGCUGUCUUCAGGGUGCUGCUCCAAGCUGUCCUACCUCAACCUGUCCAGAAACAGCUUCUCACACAGGACGGCGCGGGAGGUGACGCGCAGCGUGAAGGAUUUCUUCAGCAAAAGCGCCGAGCUGAAAUACGUGGUGCUGGCUGGGACAAGGCUUCCUGCGGCCGCGCUGAGGUUACUGCUGCAGGGCUUGGCAACCAACACUCUUCUAUCAGGACUGGAGCUAGACCUGAGUAGCUGUGAGCUCAGGUCUGCAGGAGCACAAGUGAUUCAGGAGCACAUCUUUGAAGCCAAGGCCAUCAGCAGCCUGGACCUGUCAGACAACGGUCUAGAAAGUGACAUGGUCACCCUUGUGCUGUCCAUUGGACGCAGCCACUCAAUCCGACACCUGGCACUUGGUGGCAACUUCGCCAUGAAGUCCAGAGCUCUGACCGAUGUUCUGCAUCGGAUUGUCCAACUUAUUCAGGAGGAGGAGUGUCCCCUGGAGUCCCUGUCGGUGAGCGACUCCAAGCUGAAGACCGGCACCACCACCCUGAUCAACAGCCUGGGAAACCUCACCAAGAUCGACAUCAGCGGCAACUGCAUCGGAGACACGGGCGCCAAGAUGCUGGCAAAGGCCCUGCUCACCAACACUAAGCUCAGGACCUUGGUCUGGGACAGGAACAACGGACGCCGGCUCGACGGCCAGCGCUUCUGGAGGUGGCUAGCGCGCUAUCGAAGCGGCCCUGGAGUCUGGCUCCGAUUUCAGCGCCCCUCCCACGUUAUUGUGGAGAACGGUUUGCAGAGGCGUGCGCGCUGUUGUGUGGUCGGUGUGAACCUUUCUCACUUCCUCCUCCUCUCUGUGUGCGUGCGUUUGUUUGUUUAUGCGUUGCAUGGUUAUGCAUGUGUGUGCCCUUGGAUGCAUUUGUGUACGUGCAUUAUUUUGUUGCGUGCUCUGAUGCGCGUGUGUGUGUGUGUGUGUGUGUGUGUGUGUGUAUACAGGAACUCCACUCUGCUGCACAUGCCCGUUCCCAUGAGCGACGCCUUGCAGGCGUAUCGCGGCAGCCCGGAAAGGACCGACGAGGCCCUGCAGAGGAUCCAGGCCUGUCUGGUGAGGAACAGCCGGGGCCAGGCAGCUGCGUCCGAGCAGGUGCUGCGUCUUCAGCAGGAGAUGAAGACCAGGUGCUCUGAGAAGGUGCAGCAGAUGUGUGUGAAGGUGCAGAAGACUGUCCAGCCACUGAUCAACUGCAGCGUGCAGGAAGUGCAGAGCGACAUCCUGUCUGCGGAGGAAGUGCUGCACAACGCCAGGGUGUCCAUAGGCAUGCUGCCCACCCUAUACAAUCUGGGGAGGGCGCCCUCUAGCGAGAACAUGCUGCAGCACAUCCUUAGCGACUCGGCCCACUCACUGACCACCGAGAUCACCACGGAGAUCCAGGAGCUUGUUCAGUCCAUGCUGCAGUCCGUGCAGGCCGUCUGCCCCAGGGUCGUCCAGAGGUCGAGCGUCAGCGAGAAGCUGGCCGACUACGUGGCCAGGAAGUCCCGGCAUGCGGCUCACUUUGUGGAGGAGACCCUGGAGAAGCAGGCGGGAGAGCUAAUCAGAAACAAGCUCAGAGAGCUGAAACUGUCUGUAAGCGUUUGCCUGGCAGAGAGCGUUGUGGAUCAGAUUCUGCAAGACCUGUCUGCGUCUCAGCAGAAACUGGACCGGCACGUGAGAGACCACACCCAGCCUCUGUCUGGCUCCGCCCCCCGAACCAACAUCCCCCAGCUGAGAGUGGUGGAGGAGGAGUUCCCCACAGACGAGUACGUUCCGGUGAUUUGGCGCAGCAGUUUUCACAGCCGCAGCAUCCGCCCCGCCCCGUCUGUAAAAAGUCUCCUGGAUGUGGACUCAGAUUUCCAGCAGACGAGCGAAGGCAGGCAGCAGCAGCAUCAGCAGCAGCAGCAGCAGAGCCGAGAGGAGGAGGAGCAGGAGGAGGUAGGAGGGGCGGAGACAGCGUGGGGGCGGGCCGCGUCGUCCCCCUCGUCCCUGUCAGUCACGGCGGCCCGGCCGAAGCCCGGCCCCUCCCACCCGCCGGAGGAGGAGGAGGACGAUGCUGCCGCUCUUCGCAGGCUCAGCAGUCAGCCCAGGCGCUCGGAGCCCGCACCUCCUCGGCCCCCUAUGGACCUGCCCAGCGAAGGACAGAGACUGAGGCACUUCACCCAGACCCGGCCACGGCCCAACCGCAGGAACAGGCAGCCGCCCAGCAAGCCGCAGGAGCCGGCAGCUGAGAGCGAAAAUGACCAGAAUGAGACCAUGGGGAGAGUGGAUGAGGGAGUAGAGGAGUUUUUCACAAAGAAGAUCAUCCCUGACAACCCCCUUAAGAGCCAGAGGGAGGAGCCCCCAGUAAAAGCACAGCCUGUAGAGCCUGCCAGCUCAGCGCCCUCUACUGGCUCCUCCAAGAACAUCAAGAAGAAGUUUGGGGACUUCUUCGCCUUCAAGAAAGUCCGUGCGGCCCGGGGGUCGAAGGGCGAGGGGGGCCCAGAGGGGAAGAUCAAAAAGACUUCAAUUGCGGAUUUGAUACGGCCGCUGAGGGAAGCGGCUCGGGCAGAGAAGGAGAGAGAGAAGGAGAAAGAGCGGGAGAAAGAGCGAGAAAGAGAGAGAGAGAAGGAGAAGGGGAGGGAGAAGGCAGCAGAGGAGAAUGCCGCCAAGGGAACCGCCGCUGUGGCGGAAACGCCGGCCCUCCCGGUCGCAGUCCCCGCCCCCAGCCCCGCCCUGACACCGAGCCCCACCCCCACGCCAACCACGACACCUGCCACCGCCGUCACACCAGUGUCUCCUCCCGCUGCCACCUCCCCCGUAGCCCCUACCACACCCACGCCCUACCCCUCCCUCGGUCCCGCCCCCGUCCCCGUCGUCGAGCGUGAGAAGAGCAGGACCCUGGAGAAGAGCCGGACGCCGGUUGGGGAGAGGAAGUUAAAAGCGACGCGGCGUUCUCUGAGGGAGGGGAAGUCUCAGUCCCUCAUCCUGCUCACGGGACUCGAACCCGACGAUGCAGGCACCCGCAGCAAGAAACACCUGAGUGAGAAAGGCUCAUCCAAUGAGGGCCCCUCCAGCUUUGAGCAGCGCGUCCACGUCAUGCUGCACCGCAUGGGGGUCACCAAGACCCUGCCGUCCGACUCCAGGAGGGCCCAGAACAAAGAGGGAGAACUGAGGAAGGCAGACUCUGAAGGGACGAUCAUUGACAGUAAACCUGAACCCCCGCCCACCUUCAUGAAACCUCGCACAAUGUCCACAUCAUCAGAUAUGAGGCGACCCGUGCGGGUGGGCGUGUCCACACUGGAGUCCCGCAGAGCCUCGGGGCCGGGCGAAAGGCCUCCUCUCCCGGAACGCCCCGGUCCGCUCCCCCCGAAACCCGCCAUGAAACCCCCUCUCCCGGUGCCUCUCCCGGUGCCCGAGCCCGCCGCCUCCGCACCGCCUCCCAGGACGUCCCCGGCCACGCCCGUCCAACCCAGCACCUCCCCGUCUCGCGAGGACAAACCAGCAGAGCCCGACGCCCCCCAGCCCCAGCCGAGGGACCCGCCCACCCCCUCCCCCAGAAGGGAGACACCCCCGGCACCGUCACCACGCAGGGGGGUCUCCCUGGGGGACAGCCGGGUGCGGGCAGAGAAAGCACAGUCCGUCACUGAAGAGACCCUGCCAAAACCGCGGCCGCGCAUGAAGCCGUCCCCCCAGCGGCGCGCCGUGUCCGUCCACGAGGAGUCGCUCCGCGAGCACGCCGCCCUGCUGGACCCGGAGGAGCUGAAGGCGGCGUUGCCACGGCUACAGAGGUCCCCGGUGAGGAAACGGGCCAACCUGGGGGAGCUUCCUCCCUGCAGUGAAGACCAGCCUGAGGGAGAGGGGGCAGGUGAAAGAAAGAGCGACACAAACCUGAACAGCCAAGAAACAGACGCCAGCUCGGUCGUGGAGAAGGGGGCGGGGCUAAGCCCAGCGGGGGCCGGACAGGAAGACGCCACGGCGGAGGCGAAGGAGGAGGAGGAGGGGGGCGAAAUGGUCUCACAGCAGCACAUGCCGCAGGGAGGAGCAGAACCAUCAGACCAAAGAACUGAUCCCCCCUCUCUCAGAAACACAUGAACUGACCCGGAGCAGAGUCUAUUUUCUACCAUGUUUUCCCCCUUUGCAUUGCACGCCAGACUAUGUACAAAAAAAUAAUAAUGACAAACAAAUCUUAAAAAAGAGAGAUGAAACAGUACCUAUACUUGUUAAAUAUUAUUAAAAAAUGAAUUCAGAUGUGUUAUCAAGA